UGAUUGGCUGUUACGCUUGCGGCAGCGAGGCACAGAAUGGAAUAAAUCUUCGCGUCGCACCAGCGCAUGCAGCUCGGGUUGCGCGUACAUAAGAAGUACAGUUGACCACAGAGAUGACCCCACAGACAGUAGCAGUUUUAGGCCUUGCCCUGAGCCUGGGGCUGGUUGUGAGCGGUUUCCCUGCCGAGCAGCCCGAAAAUGGAAAAAACUGGGUCGUCAUAGUGGCUGGAUCCAACGGCUGGUACAACUACAGACACCAGGCCGAUGUCUGCCAUGCAUAUCAGAUUGUCCACAAGAACGGCAUCCCAGACGAGCAGAUUGUGGUGAUGAUGUAUGAUGAUCUCGCUCAAGCUCCUGAUAACCCAACACCAGGAGAGAUAAUAAACAGACCCAAUGGAACUGAUGUUUACAAAGGAGUGCUGAAGGACUACACCGGUGAUGAUGUGACUCCUCAGAAUUUCCUGGCUGUUUUGAAAGGUGAUGCUGCUGGUGUAAAGGGAGGAUCUGGAAAAGUGCUGAAAAGUGGUCCAAAUGAUCAUGUGUUUGUGUAUUUCACUGAUCAUGGAGCCCCAGGUCUGCUGGCCUUUCCUAAUGAUGAUCUUCUUGUGGAUGACCUGAUGGACACCAUCAAGUACAUGCACACAAACAAUAAAUACUUGAAGAUGGUAUUGUAUAUCGAGGCCUGCGAAUCUGGCUCCAUGAUGAAACCUCUGCCUGUUGACAUUAACGUGUACGCCACAACUGCUUCCAACCCUGAUGAGUCCUCAUAUGCCUGUUACUAUGACGAGGCCAGAGAUACCUACCUUGGAGACUUGUACAGCGUCAACUGGAUGGAAGACUCCGACAUGGAGGAUCUGAGCAAAGAGACUUUGGCCAAACAGUUCAAGAUUGUAAAAGCCAAAACCAACACCAGCCAUGUGAUGCAGUAUGGAAACAAGACGCUGUCCCACAUGAAGGUGAUUGCGUUCCAAGGUAACUCAAAAGCUCUUAAGGCAGCUGAGCCUGUGUCUUUGCCCAUGGUUACUGAACAUGACCUCAUGAGCAGCCCUGAUGUGCCUCUUGCAAUCAUGAAGAGGAAACUCAUGAAGACCAAUGACAUCAUUGCUGCUCGCCAGCACCUGCAGGAGAUCACUGCACAUAUGCAGGUGAAGGAACUGCUUGCUAACACUAUGCGUAAAAUCGUGGAGCACGUGGUGCAGGAUCAAGAGGAAGUGAAAUAUUAUCUAGAGGGGCGUGAAGAUCUCACACAGUAUGACUGCUAUAAAACUGCCAUCAACCACUACAAGCAACACUGCUUCAACUGGCACCAGCAGGAGUAUGAAUAUGCUCUGAGACACCUUUAUGCUUUAGUCAACCUGUGUGAGGGAGGAUACCAGGCCCACAGAAUCACAGGGGCUAUGGACCAUGUGUGUUACUUCAGAAAGUAGAAAAGCCACUGAGGGGAUUUUACUGUCGUUGAACUACUUUGCACAAAAGAAUCUGACUGUGGGAGAAAUCCAUAUCACAAUGUAAUCUCACACGAGCCUUUGUAUUGAUCUUUUUUAAAUGUGUGUUUUUUUUUUUUUUAUGAGGAAUCACACUUUUUAAAUUGAAUGUAAAUGUUUUACUGUUAUUUUUGUUUUAAAGAAAGAAGUGUGCUUUAAGAUGCUGCCCAGUUACUCCUGACAAACUAGUUGGGCUGUAAACUUUGUUUUAUAUUCUUUUUGGAGGGUUUUGAAAUGCCCGAUCGGCAAGAGACAAACAAUUUUGGCUUUAUAGUUUGUCUCCAGAAUGACAUGACAGAAAAGUGCAUAUUUACUAUGCAAAAGUUACUGUCGCCAUUGUUAAAGAUUUUUUUUGGAGAGUUUGGAAACAAAAGUCUUCAUAAUGUGAAAAAAUGCAGUCAAUAGAAUAAACAAAAUCUAAUUCAAAACACUAAUUCAGAGCUCAAAUUGUGAUGCAUGUUUUCGAUAUAAUUUUUACUGUCAUUGUCUACUGAGCCAUGAUAAAGCUCAAUUUCUAUCCAUGAAUAAAAACAAAGCUUUGACUUAUUGACACAAUAUAUAUAUAUAUAUAUAUAUACACAUUCAAAUUAUAAUACAAGUUAACCUAUAGCUACCUGAAGCCUGUGGUCGUACUUAACAAGAAGUAUCUGAAAUAACUGAGAUCGCUUCUUGAAAACAGCUGCAGGUUGGGCAAGUAAUGAGCAGGUUUGUUCUGUGUAAUGUCUGGUCUGUCAGGCUGGGUUAUUAUGUCAAAUGCUCUACAUUUAGAGUAAAUUGAGGACUCAAUGCACUGAGUGAAAGGUAGGUGUAAUGUUUGCUGGAGCUGUAAGAAAAGCAAGUUUGCACUGGUGACAUGGGCUUAAAACCUCUAUGAAACAAUACACUGAAUUACAAUCAGUCUUCCAGCAGUCUUGUAAUUGAUUCUGAAAAAAUAAUAAACUUGAAUUGAGUUGAA
Messenger RNA from Xyrauchen texanus (razorback sucker), 2439 nucleotides. RefSeq names its product legumain-like. Gene Ontology annotation, molecular function: cysteine-type endopeptidase activity. The record is from RefSeq and is a predicted model, not a curated record. The transcript is spliced from 14 exons. Lineage: Eukaryota; Metazoa; Chordata; Actinopteri; Cypriniformes; Catostomidae. The coding region runs from base 114 to 1427 and encodes 437 amino acids. Gene Ontology annotation, biological process: vacuolar protein processing.